AUGCUUUCUUAUGUUUCCUUGAAUUCUAAGGACAGUUUAGAAGAAUUUCUUCAAUUAUAUUAGUGCAAAGAUUCACAGAAAAAAAAUGUAUUGAAAAAAGAGCGAGAAAUAGUACAAUAUUUGAAAGGCCUAGGUCUUUAAAUGAAAACAGACCCACUCUUAAAACUAUAAAGAUUUGCCAAUUUUGCAAUUUAAAGCGAUAUUUCUCCUGAUUCUAAUGAAGAAAUCACCCUUGAGAGAAAGCAGCAGGUUAUCGAAAACAAAGAAUUCAAUCUUUCCAACAACCCCUUUCUCAAUAGAGAGAGUCGAUAAAUAAAACGCUCUUUCUCCUUCGAAAAUAACAAUCGAUUUUUAAAUGACCAAAGAGAUAAUGUUGAAUUACAUCAGUUUGACUGA
Paramecium tetraurelia is the source of this 396-nucleotide messenger RNA. RefSeq lists its product as uncharacterized. The transcript has 2 exons. Lineage: Eukaryota; Ciliophora; Oligohymenophorea; Peniculida; Parameciidae. The record is from RefSeq and is a predicted model, not a curated record.